AAAGAAAUAAAAGAGAAAGUACGAUUGGAGGAAGCUAAAAGGAAAGAAAAGGAGAUAACAAAGGCUCUGGAGAAGAAGAAGACCAGACAAGCAAAUGAGGAGAAAUGUAGACUUGAGCAAGAAAAAAAGAAAAAAAUGGUGAUGAUGAAAAACCUGAAGAAGGACAAAGAAAAGGCCAAGAAAAUGUUAGCUGAAGCAGAGAAACUAAGAGAACGUGAGGAGAAGAAGUGCUUGCAGAAAGAGAAGGAGCGCAAAAAAGCUGAGAAAAGGUUAGCUAAAGCUGAGGCAAAAAACAACGCAAAAGCUGUUGAAGAGCUACAAAUGCAGGAAGAGGAAAAUAGAAAGCAUCAACUAAACACUAAGGGAACAGCAGAGAUGAAGAAGGAACAGGAGAGGACAGACAACGACAAGCCAAAGAGAAUAUUACUGACAGAGAACAUCAUUUUAGUCCGUCAGGCAAACAGGAUGGACAGACACAAGACCCCAUCACUGAAGGAGUCAGACUCAGAGGAGUGGGCAGAUACAGAUGGUGAUGAUGAGUCUGAGACUGACUGGUGAAGACUGAAUGCCCAAUCACUUGUGGAAGAAGGAGAUUUUCAACACUUGACAUGCAACAGGGUUUCAAAAGGAGUUAGGGAAGGAUAAGUGGUAAAGAGACAACAAGACAAA
Messenger RNA from Esox lucius (northern pike), 669 nucleotides. Its product is annotated as beta-mannosyltransferase 4-like. Bases 136 to 558 code for a protein of 140 amino acids. The record is from RefSeq and is a predicted model, not a curated record. NCBI's taxonomy places the organism in Eukaryota, Metazoa, Chordata, Actinopteri, Esociformes, Esocidae. The transcript is spliced from 2 exons.